Molecule: messenger RNA, 1512 nt
Organism: Anisakis simplex (herring worm)
Lineage: Eukaryota; Metazoa; Nematoda; Chromadorea; Rhabditida; Anisakidae
Source: the annotation of a GenBank genome assembly
GUUGGUGAGACACUGAUGAAUAAAGACUCAUCACGCUCACACUCAAUAUUCACGGUUUAUGUCGAAGCGAUGCUUGAUAAUGGUUCCAUCCGUAUGGGUAAAUUGCAUCUGGUUGAUCUGGCAGGCAGUGAAAGACAAGCCAAAACAGGUGCUACCGGUGAUCGUUUUAAAGAAGCCACAAAAAUCAACCUUUCACUGUCUGCUCUCGGCAACGUAAUUUCGGCCUUAGUUGACGGCAAAUCGAAGCAUAUACCCUAUCGUGACUCGAAACUCACACGAUUAUUGCAGGUUGGCACAUUGCGUUUCACCAAACGCUUUUUGCCAUUUAUUGCGGCACUAAAUCAGUAUGCGAAUCGUGCUAAGAACAUCAAGAAUAAGCCAAAAAUAAAUGAAGACCCAAAAGAUGCGUUGCUGAGAGAAUAUCAAGAAGAAAUUCAAAGGUUAAAAGCAAUGAUUCAACCCGGCACACCAACGGAAAGUGGUGAUUCGCAAACGUUGAAAAUGGAACAUGAACGACUGAAAGAGGAAUACCAGAAGGCUUUAAACGAACUUCGUAAUCAGUAUCAAAACGAACAAAAAAGUAAAGCGAAGUUACAAGAGGAGUACGUUCUGCUGAAGAAACAAUACGAGCAAGCGGUUGAAGCGUUGGAAAAUGAUAACAAUUUGGACAAAGACGAAUUACAAAAACGAUUACAGCUACUCGAAAAACAGUUCGUUGGUGGUGAACAAGCCAAUAAUGAGGUGUUGAAAAAGGAACGACAACAAAAAAUGCGUGAUGCUGAGAAGAAAAUGCAAAGGCUUGCAGCUGCACUCAACGUUCACUCGGAUGAUCCCUUGUUGCAUGUUUACAAUUCAACACAGGAGAAACUGGAAGCAGUGACAGCAUUGUUUGAUAAACAAAAACGAAAGGUGAAAUCGCUAGAGAGUGAAAUCGAGGACUUGCACGGAGAAUUCGAAUUGGAUCGAUUGGAUUAUUUGGAAACAAUUCGGAAACAAGAUCAACAGAUCAAACUUUUGCAACAAAUUUUAGAUAAGAUUCAUCCAAUUGUCAAACGAGAUUGCAAUUAUCACAAUUUGGACAGAGUGAAAAAAGAUGCAGCCUGGAAUGAAGAUCAAGGGAAAUGGAUUCUACCAGAAUUAUUCUUCACAAAAACGACCCUUCCAAGCGCGACUCCAGUGAUUGCUGUAAAUGCUGAUGACAGUCAUGGAUGUCGAUUUGAUGUGAACGAUGAAGUGCCAAAACUCAAGCAGCGAUUGGCAAAAAGCGAAGAAGAGAACAUAGCAAACACUUAUUUCAAACAGUUCAACGCGAAUAAUCUCGUCAAUAAAUAUAAGGCUGAUCGGCAUCGUUUAAUCGAUAAUCGAAACGGUUUGUCUGCAUCGAACAAGUCGACUUUAGAUGGACUCUUCAGUGGUGUUGUCUACACAGACGACAUAUACGAUAACUCAUUAACACAAUUCCGCAAACCACAACGACUACAAGCAUUGGCAUCAAGAUCAACAUAUACCUAG